AAUGGAUUCCUCAAAUUUAGAGGAACAUUUAAAAGCAAUGUUAACGGAUGCUUUUAAUAAAGCACAGACGGCUGUCUUAUUGGAUUCUUCUAAUAAUAUUAAUGAUGCUAUUCAUGCAUAUACACAAGCUUGUUCACUAUUAAAAGAAGUUAUUACGCAACUUCCAGAGGGUAAAUAUCAAGAACGUUUGCAAGUGAUAUAUCGAACAUACUUAGAACGAGUUCAGUUACUUGAUGGACUUCAUCAUUCGGAUUUAGAUGAUGCGGAUGAAUCAGUAUUUGCAGAUGCACAGACAACGGCAUCAUCUCCUGUAGGGUUUUUUCCAGAAUCUUCACACUCUGAAUCUUAUGAUAAAUCAAAUUCUUGUACUUCGGAUUUAUCAAAAAAAUCAUUUACAAUGAAUUAUAUUAAGCAGAUUUCAUUCUCUGAUAUUAAUUUAUUAAGUCCAAUAAAGUAUUUGUUAAAACCUAUUAAAGAAAUCAUUUCUCCGCCACCGUCUUUUUCAGCAUCUCCAAUUCAGGCAGAGUCUGUCAUUCCUUCGGAUUCUAAGUCAUUGGAACUUGUUAAAAACACGGAUGAUAUAGAAACUGAUGAUAAAACUGUGGAAGAAAAGAAAUCUGUUCCAUCUGAGAAAGUCCCUGUUGAAAAUGAUUCUGAUUUGGUUUCUAAACAGAUAUUUUCUUUGAAUAGUACAUUUGCUAAUUGGUCGCCAUUAUUGGAUGCUUCAUGCAUUUUUUCUCAAGCUGAUGAUUCGAAAAAACCUAUUUUCCAAUAUGAUUCAGCGGAUUCUUUAAUCUUUGAAGAGACUCAUAUAGCACCUUUUUUAAAAGUUUGUUCAGAUCAUGAAUUGCAAAAAGAAAAUCAACAUACUGAUAUUUUUCAAGAAAAUACUUCGAAUGAAAAAAAAGAUACUUUUAUGUAUCAAGAUGAUCGAUCUUUUUCUGAAACUAAAAGGAAAUUGUAUUCUUUGUAUAAUAAUUCUUGUGUUUCUUUGAAUUAUUCUGAUAAAUUAUCUACAAAUUUUUCGGAUAUAUUGACAAAUUCAUCGGCACAAAUAUCUACUACAACAUUAAUUCCAUCUAGUUCAUCAAAUAAAACAAGACAUAGCGAUAUAUAUAUGUCGUUCUUACAUGAUAAUAUACUCCCUAAAACUGCUUUGCUGGAAGUGGAUCCUAUACAUAUGCAAAAGCCUAAAGAUUCUAUCGAAAAAACAUAUUGGCUAAUGAAAAUUCUUCAGAAAUUAUUAAUACCAUUUAUUAUUAAGUCUGAAGGAUCUUAUAUAACACCUCGACUUUUUAUACCCAAAGAUAUAUGGUAUGUUAAAAAUGUAAAAUUAAAAGGAGAAGAAGAAAAAAUUAAAGUCUGUGAAUCUUUGAUAUUUACUCUCAAUAAAAUAAAGUCUCUUAAGCAAGAUGAUCUUCAAUCAUUAAUUAGAGAAUUGGUGUAUUUGGAUAAUAUGGUUGAUAUAUUUCGUUUUUGGCUUUUAAAAAAAUUCGGUACAGAAGUUGUAAAUCCGAAAAAACGAUAUGGAAUUAUUAAAUUUAUUAGUAAAUCUAAAUUUUUGAUAAAAACCCCUCCUCCCAAUGAAUUUAAUACACAUAAAUUUGGAAUUGUACAGUUUGAUGGUCCUAGGAAAUCAUAUUUGACCUCUAUUUACCGUCUAUUUGGAUCUGCGCAAAUUAUUGGACAAGUUUUAAAUAUAUUUGAUUUUCAUGAAUUACCACUUAAAGCUCAAGACAGCAUUCAUCAAAUCUUAAUAAAUAUCUCUGACUUUUUUGAAAAUGUCGUAUGUCAUUUUGUACUUAUCGAUAUAAAUGUAUUGCUUGAUCAUUUCAUUAAACAAUUGCUUUAUGGAAAUGACUAUAAUCCGAUUAUUGGCUCAUAUUAAUCUUAUAUUUCU
This is a messenger RNA of Pneumocystis murina B123, 1900 nucleotides long. RefSeq lists its product as hypothetical. The transcript is spliced from 7 exons. The annotation marks the transcript as partial. The record is from RefSeq and is a predicted model, not a curated record. NCBI's taxonomy places the organism in Eukaryota, Fungi, Ascomycota, Pneumocystomycetes, Pneumocystales, Pneumocystaceae.